CGGACCCCCUCCAGUACUUGUUAGCUGGCUUUUCACGGUGAAACACCCACUCACUGCUGUCGACAUGGCGAGUCUGUUUGGCGCCGUGGCCAUGCUGGCCGUGUUGUUUGUGGGGUUGAGCGUGCAGGCCAGCCGGUCGCACACAUCUGUGCUGACUGUGCCAAACGGAGAGCGGUUUGGAACAUGGAUGUGGCCCGAGAUGUGUCCUGACCAGUACUUUGCUGUUGGCUUCAGUAUCAGGGUGGAGUCCAGCCAGGGCAAAGGCGACGACACGGCCUUGAACGGCAUCCGCCUCAUCUGCGGCAAAGACGGGGAGCUGAACUUCAUGUACACUGCGGAGUCUCACCCUGGCUUCUGGGGCGGGUGGUCCAACCCUCAGUACUGCCCCAGUGGCGUGCUCACCUCUUUCCAGCUCCGCGUGGAGGCCCAUCGGGGCAACAUCGACGACACCACCGCCAACAACAUCAAGUUCCGCUGCAGCAGCAACCCCACGCUGGAGGGCACCGGCAUGGGCUGGGGGGAGUACGGCCCCUGGAGCCCGACUUGUGCCGACGGAGGGAUCUGCGGCAUCGAGACCAAGAUAGAGGGACAACAGGGUAGAGGGGACGACACCGCCCUCAAUGACGUGCGCUUCCGUUGCUGUGCCAGAGCCUAGCAGUGAUUGACAGAUGAGCAGCUCGGUCCGCCCCUCCUCCGUCACCCUGAAUUAAACAAUGACAAAUAAUAAAGUGCUCAUUUGAA
Messenger RNA from Hippoglossus stenolepis (Pacific halibut), 741 nucleotides. RefSeq names its product vitelline membrane outer layer protein 1 homolog. The record is from RefSeq and is a predicted model, not a curated record. The transcript has 4 exons. Bases 65 to 655 code for a protein of 196 amino acids. NCBI's taxonomy places the organism in Eukaryota, Metazoa, Chordata, Actinopteri, Pleuronectiformes, Pleuronectidae.